AUGGUUCUUGGUAUAUUCCUGACAGAGAUUAUAGUGGCAUUCCUGUUGGCCGGGACUUUACUUUUUAAAUAUGGAAAUGUGUUUCGGCACCACAUCAUAGUCACUGUCUCUGUGUUAAUAGCUUGGUAUUUUUCCUUAUUAAUAAUCUUUAUACUACCUUUGGAUGUCUCCUCGACUGUAUUCAGACAGUGUGUAGAGCAGAAUAUACAUAAUAGUACUAAAAGUCCUGCUAACACAACAUCUGUACCAUUUGCUACUUGUAAAGAACCCUGGCCAAAUGUACCAGAAAGUGUAUUUCCAAAUUUGUGGAGGAUAGUCUAUUGGACAUCACAAUGUCUAACAUGGUUGAUACUCCCACUGAUGCAAUCUUACAUAAAAGCAGGGGACUUUACUGUACGUGGGAAAUUGAAGUCUGCUUUGAUAGAUAAUGCAAUAUAUUAUGGCAGUUAUUUGUUUAUAUGUGGCAUACUUUUGAUAUACAUUGCAUUGAAACCUGGCUUAGACUUUGAUGGACAAAAAUUAAAAGUUAUAGCAUCAUCUGCAUCUAAUACAUGGGGCUUAUUUUUACUGGUCUUGUUGCUUGGAUAUGCACUUGUCGAAGUACCUCGAGGAUUAUGGAAUGCCAGUAAACCUGGAUAUACUUUAAGCUAUAGUUAUUUUAAGGUGGCGAAACUGAGCUUGGAUAAGUGUGAAGCGGAGGAAACAGUAGAUGAUAUACUCGAGUCACUACAAAUUGCAACAAUAUCCAUUGGACCUGGUCAUCCAUUCCAUUGCAAUUUGGAAACGAUUUUCCAAAAGAUACCAGCAGAGUUGAAGGAUAGAAUGAACAGGAGACAAUUACCUGAUGAUACUCCAACGGAUACACCCACUGAGAAAUCUUUGAUUCGAUUGCACAGACAAACUAUAAAAGCAUUGCAAACUUUACAACGCAUAGAGACUCAAUGGGGUAUCUUAGUAGACAAGAUUUUUGAUUUGGAAGAUGUAGCAAAAAAUCAAGUGAGUCACGAUAGAAGAUUCAAGCAAGCAUUUCCCACACACCGUUCACUUCCGUUUCGCAUUAUUUACAAUCCUGUUAUCGAAUGGUAUUGGAAAUGCGUUGUGAAAAAUUACGUCUUGAAGAUGGCUGCCAUUUGUGCUGGAUGUUUGUCGGUAGCUGUUGUAUGGUCAGAAGUAACAUUUUUCAAUAAGUCGCCCGUAUUGUCAUUAUUUGCUCAAUUUCUGAAGUUAGCGAAAAGAAACUACGAUUACUUUACGAUAGAGGUGCUGUCUAUGUUGAUCAUUGCGUACCUUUGCUAUUGCGCUUACUCGACUGUCUUGAAAAUUCGUGUAUUGAAUCUAUAUUAUUUGGCGCCUCAUCAUCAAACCAACGAGUACAGUUUGAUAUUCAGCGGUAUGAUGUUGUGUCGUUUAACUCCGCCGAUGUGUCUCAAUUUCCUGGGACUUAUACACAUGGACUCACAUAUUAUCAAGACUCAUAUCUUGGAAACACAUUACACGCAGGUGAUGGGUCACAUGGAUGUUAUUCCCAUCAUUUCUGACGGGUUCAAUGUAUAUUUUCCUAUAGCAAUUUUGGCCUUCUGUCUGGCAACUUACUUUAGUAUAGGUAGUAGAUUGCUCUCCAUGCUAGGCUUUCAGCAAUUUCUCGACGACGAUGAGUUCACUACGGAUCUUGUGGAAGAAGGAAGAGAACUUAUAAAAAGAGAGAGACGUAAACGUCAAAGAGCAGAGGAUUCUAUGUACAGGCGACGCGAAAUGCAAGAAAGAUUCAACAUCUCAGUAGGCACGUCACGUUAUAGGACAUCUCGUCAAAGUACAGAUACCGUACGGCCGUUGAAACGAGACGAAUCGAUAGAGUCCGCAAGAGCAGGUUUGUUGCGCGAUUUCGACCCUACGGAAUAUUGCAUCGGUAUGACAUUCGACGGGGAUGGUUAUGUUGCGAACAAUCGCUACGACGGGGAAAAUCAAGGUGACGAUUCGUACGAUUCGCAUGCAAAUAAUGCGAGAGCGUUUUCUACGAGUACAAGUCGUGUCGGCCCUCCGCCUAGAGGAUUGUUCGACGAUAUUUAA
This is a messenger RNA of Harpegnathos saltator (Jerdon's jumping ant), 2067 nucleotides long. RefSeq names its product LMBR1 domain-containing protein 2 homolog. The record is from RefSeq and is a predicted model, not a curated record. The transcript has 10 exons. Gene Ontology annotation, cellular component: membrane. NCBI's taxonomy places the organism in Eukaryota, Metazoa, Arthropoda, Insecta, Hymenoptera, Formicidae. Bases 1 to 2067 code for a protein of 688 amino acids.